This is a messenger RNA of Anoplopoma fimbria (sablefish), 5325 nucleotides long. It is a transcript of the gene ap2a1, whose product is annotated as adaptor related protein complex 2 subunit alpha 1. Gene Ontology annotation, biological process: clathrin-dependent endocytosis; intracellular protein transport. Bases 751 to 3639 code for a protein of 962 amino acids. NCBI's taxonomy places the organism in Eukaryota, Metazoa, Chordata, Actinopteri, Perciformes, Anoplopomatidae. The transcript has 21 exons. Gene Ontology annotation, molecular function: clathrin-cargo adaptor activity. The record is from RefSeq and is a predicted model, not a curated record. Gene Ontology annotation, cellular component: membrane coat; AP-2 adaptor complex.
GCCUUAUCCAUCCGCGGAGUGGAGGCUGGAGAAUUGGAACGGACAUCAAUUAUACAGAACCUUUUAUUUACCAAAUAACGAGCGUGGCAACGAGAGCAGGGCUACAAUACCACAUCGCUGGUUGGCUGUUAAUACUGUCUACUUUCUUCCGGUCAACCGGAGAUGUAUUCCAGUCUUUGAAUGAUAUUGCUAGCCAGCUAGCUAGCUGUUAAGCUAGCUCUACGGUGCUUGACUCGAAGUAACUUAACGUUAUUUUCCUCGGGACACUAUUUCCACCAGUACAUCUGACUGACUUCACCUGAGAGACAUCCAAAUAGUCGGUGGUUUUAAAUCGAGGUCAUUUUUUACGCUAGGUGUUCCGCGCGUCGCCUCUGAUAUUAGCUAACGUUAGAUAAGGAUUGAAUGAAAUAACGUUAGCUUGUCUUAGCCAGCGGAAACGAGCCAGUUAACAGGGAUCACGUUAACUUAUCCUGCUGCUGGUUGAUCCACCCCGCCAUCCAGCUAAUCUAGUAAGUGCUAUCUAAGCUAGCGAGCCGCAAACACACAGUGAGUCUGGUAGGGUAGCAGUCCUUUAUAAAAGCUGUACCGUUAGCGAGCGACUCGGAGCCUACGAAGUAGUUGGCUAGCGUUACUACUAAACGUCAAGUUGGCCAUCUUCCACUCCACUCCAGUCCAGUGUAAGAGCGGACCGACGUCAGUCCAUUUUCACGGGUAACGUUAAGGCCGGACUGAGGACCGAAGCCUGCGAAGAUGCCGGCUGUGUCGAAAGGCGAUGGAAUGCGCGGAUUAGCCGUUUUCAUUUCGGACAUAAGAAACUGUAAGAGCAAGGAAGCGGAGAUCAAACGGAUCAACAAAGAGUUGGCCAACAUUCGCUCCAAGUUUAAAGGGGACAAGGCUCUCGAUGGCUACAGCAAGAAGAAAUAUGUCUGCAAGCUGCUCUUCAUCUUCCUGCUCGGACAUGAUAUUGACUUUGGACACAUGGAGGCAGUCAACCUGCUGAGCUCCAACAAGUACACAGAGAAACAGAUCGGCUACCUGUUCAUCUCAGUGCUGGUAAACAGCAACAGUGAGCUGAUACGUCUGAUCAACAACGCCAUCAAGAAUGACCUGUCCAGCCGCAACCCCACCUUCAUGUGUCUGGCGCUUCACUGCAUCGCGAACGUGGGAAGCCGUGAGAUGGCCGAGGCCUUCGCCAGUGAGAUCCCUCGCAUCCUGGUUGCUGGUGAUACUAUGGACAGCGUGAAACAGUCAGCUGCCCUGUGUCUGCUGCGGCUCUAUAAGACUUCUCCUGACUUGGUGCUGAUGGGUGAGUGGACGUCACGCGUGGUGCACCUACUCAAUGACCAACACAUGGGUGUGGUGACGGCAGCGAUCUCUCUGAUCACCUGUCUGAGCCAGAAGAAUCCAGAUGAGUUUAAGACCUGUGUUUCCCUGGCCGUUUCCCGACUAAGCAGGAUUGUGUCGUCGGCCUCCACUGAUUUACAGGAUUACACCUACUACUUUGUCCCAGCACCGUGGCUCUCUUGCAAGCUGCUGCGCCUGCUGCAGUGCUACCCUCCACCAGAAGAUGGUGCUGUCAAGGGCCGUCUGGUAGAGUGUCUGGAGACCAUCCUCAAUAAGGCCCAGGAGCCACCCAAGUCCAAGAAGGUGCAGCAUUCCAAUGCCAAAAAUGCUAUCUUGUUUGAGGCUAUCUCACUGAUAAUCCACUAUGACAGUGAGCCAAACCUGCUGGUGCGAGCCUGUAAUCAGCUGGGUCAGUUCCUGCAGCACAGAGAGACUAACCUGCGCUACCUAGCUCUGGAGAGCAUGUGUACUCUGGCCAGCUCUGAGUUUUCCCACGAAGCUGUCAAGACACACAUCGAGACUGUCAUCAACGCCCUCAAGACUGAGAGGGAUGUGAGUGUCCGGCAGAGGGCAGCUGAUCUGCUGUACGCCAUGUGUGAUCGCAGCAAUGCCAAGCAGAUCGUCGCCGAGAUGCUCAGCUACCUUGAGACAGCAGACUACUCCAUCAGAGAGGAGAUGGUGCUGAAAGUGGCCAUACUUGCAGAGAAGUAUGCUGUGGAUUACUCCUGGUAUGUGGAUACCAUUCUUAACCUCAUCCGCAUUGCUGGAGACUACGUCAGCGAAGAGGUGUGGUAUCGCGUCAUUCAGAUAGUCAUCAACCGGGACGAUGUGCAGGGCUACGCCGCCAAGACGGUCUUUGAGGCCCUGCAGGCCCCUGCCUGCCAUGAGAACAUGGUAAAGGUUGGAGGCUACAUUCUGGGAGAGUUUGGUAACCUCAUUGCUGGUGACCCACGCUCCAGCCCCCUGGUCCAGUUCAAUCUUCUCCACUCCAAGUUCCAUCUGUGUUCUGUGCCGACUCGCGCCCUGCUGCUGUCAGCCUACAUCAAGUUCAUUAACCUGUUCCCAGAGACCAAGGCCACCAUCCAAGAGGUGCUGCGCUGCGACAGCCAGAUCCGCAACUCUGAUGUGGAGCUCCAGCAGCGUGCUGUCGAGUAUCUGAAGCUUUCUUCCAUCGCUAGCACUGAUGUUCUGGCCACUGUCCUGGAGGAGAUGCCUCCCUUCCCAGAGAGGGAGUCGUCAAUCUUGGCCAAGCUGAAGAAGAAGAAAGGGCCCGGUGCUGUGUCUGUGCCGGAGCUGGAAGACAGCAAAAGAGAGGGUGGGGAGUUGAAUGGAGGCGGCGACCGGGGGCCAGACACAUCAGCCAUGUCUGCCUCCAACGCUUCCACCCCGUCACCAUCCGCAGACCUCCUAGGGAUUCGUUCAGCAGCUCCCGUUGGUGCUGCUCCAACCAGCGCUGGCAGCCUAUUGGUGGAUGUGUUCUCUGAGGCAGGGCCAGCCGCACCCUCUGCUGCUGUGAACGACGACGGCUUCCUAAGCUCUGCUCCUCCCUCUGAGGAUCCUGCUCCUCUUCUGUCUGAGGCAGACGAACUUCUUAACAAGUUUGUGUGCAAGAAUAACGGGGUUCUGUUUGAGAAUCAGCUGCUACAGAUUGGCAUCAAGUCAGAGUAUCGUCAGAAUCUAGGGAGAAUGUACUUAUUCUACGGGAACAAGACGUCGGUGCAGUUUGCCAGCUUCACCACCACAGUCAACUGUCCUGGGGAGCUGCAGUCUCAGCUCAAUGUUCAGACCAAGCCAGUGGAACCACUGGUAGAGGGUGGAGCCCAGAUCCAACAGGUCCUCAACAUAGAGUGUCUGACUGACUUCUCUGAAGCCCCGCUUCUCAACAUCAAGUUCAGAUACGGUGGAGCUCUGCAGAACCUGAGCCUCAAGCUGCCCGUCACCAUCAACAAGUUCUUUCAGCCAACUGAGAUGACCUCACAUGACUUCUUCCAGCGCUGGAAACAGCUAAGCCAGCCUCAACAAGAAGCACAAAAGAUAUUCAAGGCUAACCACAGCAUGGACACUGAAGUUCUUAAGGCUAAGCUACUGGGACUAGGAACGGCCCUGCUGGACGACGUGGAUCCAAACCCAGAGAACUACGUGUGUGCUGGAGUGAUCCAGACCAAGGGCCAGCAGGUUGGCUGUCUGCUGAGACUGGAGCCUAACGGCCAGGCACAGAUGUACCGUCUGACUCUGCGCUGCAGCAAGGACUCUGUGUCCAGGCGUCUCUGCGAGCUGCUGGCCCAACAGUUCUAGAGUCCCGACUUCCACCGUAACCAGUACUCCCACCAUCCCCACCAGCGACCUCUCCCUGGAGCCCUCGUGUCCCACCUCCUCCUCCCUCCAACAAAGAAUCUUUGAUUAAAAAAAGGUGUAACCUACAUAAGGGAAUAAGCAGCCACUGCUAGCAGCAGCGGCAAUAUUAUUGUCAUUAUUCUUGUCCCAGAUUCUGAUUCCAGUUCAUCUUCUACUUGUUUAUUAACAUGAUGCUACAUUCUUGUUUUUGUUGUGUUUACCUGUGUAGCUGGAGCCUGCGUGGCUGCGUGCGUGCGUGUGCGUGUGUGUGUGUGUGUCCCGUGGUUGUGCUGAGGGUCCCAUUCUGCUCCAUCCUGACUGUAGUACUGAUGCUGUGUGUGUCUGUGUGUUGGUGUGAAGAGAGAGAGAAACCAUUUGAAUAGGUUAAGCCUUCCUUGAAUACAAAUGGGUAAAGCUGUUUAUUGCACACAUACACUGAUACAGACAUACGUACACACACAGACACAAACACACAAACAUGAGGCAUCCAUGAUUCCUUGUGGCUCUGGUGGGAUCCACUAAUGAAGUGAGAGCUGGCGGUCCAGCACUCUGAUCUGCACGGCUUCUGCCCACUCCUUUCCGUCAAGCAUUCCCUGUGAAAAUGCACUUAAGGUGUUGAGACCCUCUUUGAGACCCUCCAGCGUGAUUCCCAUUACCUUUCCCCUGAAUGACCUGAUCCCUCCCCCGGCAGCCUUUUAACGGGCAGCCUUUCAUUUCAAAGAACUAGUACGCUCGUUUAUGUUAUUGAUGUGUCUGUAAAUACAUGCCAGUGUAUUACUUUAUCGCUUUCUGAGACAUUCCCAUAACCAAGCCACUCGAGUAGAAGGAUGGCCCGGAAUGGACACUAUGUAGUAGUACAGGGAAGAGACUUUUAUACCCAUUUGAGUCUGUCUCUUGGACCUGGGAGAUGGUUCCAGGUGCGUGCCGUUGAAAAAGCUUAGGGAAGCGUCUGUGACUCUGUACACUCAGCGAUCCUAUACGCACCGCAACCACCUGAAGGAUUAAAGUUCUGCAGCCAGGCAAUGAAGCGCCAAAAAAGAGCUUCAUUGCAUAUAUAUCCUGCUUCUCCAGCCAAGCAUUUAUUCAAAAGACCAAUGCAAACAAAUCUGAUGUGUACACAACCACUACAGCAAAUGUUAAGAGAACACAGUUAUGUUCAGCAAUCUUAAAAUGUUUAGAGUCAUGCAUCCACGGCUUUUUAAUUCUUCCCGGGCUUCCUCUCGUGCACAAGCACUGAUGUUGUGAGAGAGGACAGGAUGUAAGACACCCAGCUGUCCAUUACAACUACAGGGGACACAGUGUGUGAGUGCGUGUGUGUGUGUGUGUGUGUGUGUAUACGAGUGAAUGUGAAUGUGGCUGUAAGCAGGUAAGAAAAAAAGCCUAGAGACAUUUCUAAUACGUGGUCACAUUACAUUCUGUGGCUGCACGGCAAUCACAGGACAUUGAACUUUGUAGUGGAAAACGUAGUCAUUUUGUCAUUCUGUGAGUGUGUGUGUUUUGUGUGUGUGUGUGUGUGUGUAUGCAGUAUCAACUAGCUAAUGCAGCCUCAUGUAUCGGUGUUAAGAACCUGUCCAAUACCUGUGUUAGAAUUAAGAUUUACUCUGUAAUGAAAAAAUGUGAAAGUAAAACUAUGCCAUAUAUCCUACA